UUAAACCGCGCACUGAUCCGCAGUCAGUCCUUCAGCUGAUCUCUAUAAUUCAAUCGCAUAGUGCGCUGUCCUCGGCACAGAGAGGGAUUCGAGAGGACGUGUUAACGUGUGCAAUAUCCAUUUUGUACAUUUGCCGGUGUUGUCAAUUCGGUUGGGGCUACUGGGUUAUAAACACGUCAUUUAAUAACCGUUAGCCUUUCAAGGCUAAAUCAGAAGGCAUCCUGGACGAAACGGGUGCACCGAAGAUCCCUACGCAGCAUGGAUUCUAUAUAACUCCGGUAAAAUGUAAUGAGGAGAUGGCUCCGGGAGAGAAAGAUCAUCAGGGUACCAACCGUAUAGUGUUGGUCAAGAAAAUUAUCAUGAAAGAUGGGCCCACGCCGGGCCAGGGUAUUGGCAGACCCAGUGUUUCCCAUGCUGUGGUGGUCAUCUUCCUGGAGUUCUUUGCCUGGGGUCUCCUUACCACUCCAAUGCUGACAGUUUUACAUGAAACUUUUCCACAGCACACGUUUCUGAUGAAUGGUCUCAUUCAAGGGGUGAAGGGUCUUCUGUCCUUCAUGAGCGCCCCUCUGAUUGGUGCCUUGUCAGACGUGUGGGGCAGACGGUCCUUCCUAUUGGUCACUGUGUUCUUCACCUGCGCCCCCAUCCCGCUUAUGAGACUCAGUCCAUGGUGGUACUUUGCAGCGAUUUCCAUGUCAGGGGCUUUCUCUGUCACCUUCUCUGUCAUCUUCGCUUAUGUCGCUGAUGUCACGGAGGAGCAUGAGAGAAGCACAGCAUACGGAUUGGUAUCGGCUACGUUCGCUGCCAGCCUGGUGACGAGUCCAGCCAUCGGGGCGUACCUGUCCGCGUGUUACGGUGACAACCUGGUGGUGUUGGUGGCUACACUGGUUGCUCUGGCAGACAUCUGUUUCAUCCUGCUGGCCGUGCCAGAGUCCCUCCCGGAGAAGAUGAGGCUCAACACCUGGGGUGCACCCAUCACCUGGGAGCAGGCCGACCCCUUCCAGUCGAUGAGGAAAGUGGGAAAGGAUCCCACGGUUCUUCUCAUCUGUAUAACAGUGUUCCUGUCCUACCUACCUGAAGCUGGCCAAUACUCCAGCUUUUUUCUCUACCUUAGACAGGUCAUUAACUUUUCAUCGGCAACGAUUGCAGUGUUCAUCGGGGUGGUUGGAAUCCUCUCCAUCAUAGCCCAGACACUUAUCCUGACAGUCUUGAUGAGAACGAUCGGAAACAAGAACACAGUUCUACUGGGGCUGGGCUUCCAGAUUCUACAGCUGGCCUGGUACGGUUUUGGGUCAGAACCAUGGAUGAUGUGGGCUGCGGGUGCAGUAGCAGCCAUGUCGAGUAUCACCUUUCCUGCAGUGAGCGCCCUGGUGUCUCACAGCGCAGACCCAGAUAAGCAGGGUCUGGUGCAAGGAAUGAUCACUGGUAUCCGGGGCCUGUGUAACGGUCUGGGCCCAGCGCUGUAUGGCCUUAUCUUCUUCAUGUUCAACGUUGAGCUAAACACCAUUGACCCCAUCCAGGGAGAAUACCCCAUCGACCCUAUACCUAUAAACCCACCGGCUGAGAAAUCCCUGAUUCCCGGCCCUCCCUUCCUCCUGGGCUCGUGCACGGUUGUCGUGGCGUUCCUGGUAGCCUUGUUUAUCCCCGAACACACUGAGCCUCCAGUUGUGACCUGCGCCGAUACCAAGGAAACCUCCACGCUAGCCGGCGUCCACAUCAACACCCCGUUACCGGGCAGCGACGAGGACACGCCGGUGCCGACCAGCGAUGAGGACUUUGAGCCCCUGCUGCAGGACAGCGUCGUGUGACUGAGGGAGGGCAGCAGGCGGCUUUGGUAUUGUUACACCCAGCAAUGGGAACUACCCCAACACGCCAAUUAUGUAGCCUAUCUAUCCCCAAUGGAGGAGGAGGAGAGAGAGAAAGGGGGCAUAGGGAUGAGACAGGGGCCUAGCUAACCUAACUCAAUCUUGUGUGCAACUCUGCACAGCACAACCAACCAUUAAUUCCCUGGUCUACGUCCCUGUCUCCACCCUUACCCCAUAGGAACUAGUAUGUAUUUAUUUAAGAGGAUUUGAUAUACUGUUUAUGAUGUUGUGAUCUUUUGGGGGAUGGUUACCCCAGUGUUUUUAGUUUUUCACCUAUAGGACUCUGGACCUUGUUUUGCUGUAAGAGUCUGAAAGGAGAGAUAGCGGAGAUAGUGGAUCCAGCGGGCAAACCUGGUUACUGGUUGUAAUCUGGUUGUAAUGAUGCCAUUUCAACCAGCUUUGCCUGCUGGGGAGAUUGAGUGAUUUUUCUUUUUUUUAGCACUAUGUUUAAUGGAGGUAGAAGGGAAAGAGCUUGCUGUGCCCUGCAUUUUAUUGCUUCAACGCAUUUUCAAACUCAGCUGCACAUAAUUUUGAUACAAGAAGGAGAACUGUGCCAGUAGUCAACAACACUUAACAUAUUUACUCUAGAAGACUGUUCAUAGACGAACUCUGUCACUAUGAGCAGCCAUAAGAUUAUGACAAAGUAAAAGGGAUCAGAUAUUAGUCCGAUAUUUCAUGGGAUCUUCUGUUCACAAGCCUUACAACAGCUCACAUUUUUCAGAGAGCACUUAUCAUAUCAUUGUCUUAUAUGGGGUGGGGAGACAUGAGGGAUUAAGAUGGUAGAGUAGUUGGCAUAGGAAGAUAAGAUCUUGAUGUAAUUUACUCCAAGAUCUCAUCUCCUCAUACUUUAUUGUGCAGAGUUUUGGUACUUGAACCACUGCUCCUAGAGAAACUGCUAAAAGUGUUACUGUAUGGUGAGAACAUGGAACUACACUAUGUAGGAUAUUUACUGGAUGUCGCCUCAUGUCAGGAGGCAGAAUUGAGGUGUUAAUGAUGCCAUAAUCGUUGUUCAGCAUUAUGGUUUCAUGCAAUGCCCUGCGGUUUCUGUUCAGUCUGUGAAAUCUUGAUUGUUACUGUAUAAAAAAAGUUUUUUAUCUUGAAGAAUAUAAUUUAUAAGAUGUAUUUAUGAUGUAUUUUAUUGAUAUUAUACAUCAGGGCUGGGGGCAAUUCCAGUCAAUUUAGAAAGUAUUCCAAAUUUUCCUCAUUGAAAAGCAUUGGAAGAGAAUUGGAGUUUGAGUUAGAAUUUCAGUGUGUUUCCUGAAUUGAGCCAACCCUGUUAUCCAUGCUGUAAAAAUAAUAUUGCUAACAUUCUGCAACAUAUUGACCGAAAUGUCUAGGCUACUUUGGUAGUAAAAAUAUUAUAUUCAACUUUGAGUGAGACACAUUUUUACUGGUUUUCUUUUUGUAAUUUUUGGGAGGAUUCUUCAUUGUCUUUUAAGUAUAACCUUACUCUGAAGUAUAUUAUAGGGGUGGAUAUAAGGCGAUGUUUCCUUUUUUUAUUUGGGUGACAAAAUCAUGAAUUUCAAUCACUGUUUUUUUCCUUCAAUAAAUAUGUCCAAGUGUUACUAGCUACCUCAGCUUUCAAAUUCCUUAUUUUGAAGUCUGAUUUUAACAUGGUUUAACCAUCUGCAAAACCAUCGUUAGUUCAAAUAGUUUUCACACCCCAAGAGUCAAACUUAACUAACCCAGGGUUUAUAAAAUAUAAAUGAAGUGAAAGCUAUUUCAUCCGAUCAAAUACAUGAGUUGCGCGUUAUUAUUGUACAUAAUCAUUCUUCUCUUUUCUGUGAGGGUGUCACAAUGUGUAAAUGUCCAUAGUUCAUGUUUUAUAUGUACAUACUGUAUUGAAUUAAAGCUGCAAUUUGUAACUUUUUGGUCUACCUGACCAAAUUCACAUAGAAAUAUGAGUUAUAGAUCUGUCAUUCUCAUUGAAAGCAUCUAAGAAGCUGUAGAUCUGUUCUAUGUGCACUAUUUGUACGCUUCCCAUUCUGUUUCAUUUUUGCAUCUAAGUUUACUUUCGGUUUUGUAUACCAGCUUCAAACAGCUGAAAGUACUAUUUCACAGCAGUUUAGAUGGUACAAUGAUUCUCCACACUAUGCAUUGCUUAUUUUGUCACAUAAACUGAAAUUAGGCGAACUAUUAGAACCAGGAAAUGGCAAAGUGAUUUCUGCAUAUUGCACCUUUAAGGUUAGUAGUCCUGUAUCCCUACAAGUUAGGCUUUUGAAACUAGUAUUUCCCUCCACAUGAAAAACAACGCCAAGUUGUUUUCCCUAAUGUGAAUGAGGAAGUAGUUGUGCACUCUAGACCUAUCUAUCUUAAGAGGCUUAUGCCUGUGUUAAGUUGAGUAUUUACUGAAGGAGAUUCCUGUUUGAUUGCAUGAAUAGUAAAUAGCUGUCCAUGGGACAUCUGGAUUUUGAAAAGAGUAUAAUAUUAGAAAGUUCAAAAAAUGUGUCAUACUUGUAUGCGAACUUUUCAAAGUAUUUAUAUUUCAAACAAAGUGGCCAAUGGGACAGAAAGACACAGCUACACAUGCAGCAUGUCUUCUUGACUAUCCCUGAAAUGAUAUGAUGGACAGCAUAUUAUGUAUACCGUUUUAUUCCAGACAAUUGAUUGGUUUUUGCCUGUGCCCAGACAGUAGAAUGUGUCAGUGCUUCUGCUUUGCCCUUACGGGUUGCCAGUCAUGUCCUUGUUUUCUAUGCUAUGGACCUGCACGCAAUAUUGAAGUGAGCAGGAGAAGGUAAAGCUUUACCAUCUGUCACCUCCAACCCCAAUCCUGUUAUGAAGUAUCUUGACCAAGAAUCCAUAAAUUGAUGUCAGAAGGAAGUUAAUAGUGGGGGUAAGUUGAACCAAAGGGGUUUCUAGCAAACCAUACACAAAUGUAUAAUUUGACCAAAUAUUUAGGAAGAGGACAUAAUUUCAUGGAGUCUGUGAAGGAAAAAACCACAUGGAAAAGGUGAUAAGCAAGCUAGAUCUAAAAAACAGAUUUUCAAGAAGUCAAAGGAAUGUAUUGUUCGAGGGUUUCAUAAUGCUUGUAUCUAAAGCAAAGUAGAUCAUUUUAAGAUUGUUCUAUUCAUCAGUUGGGGUCUCUAUAAGCUUCAAUAUGAGGUCCUAAACCAAGCAUGAAAGUGCAUCCUUGUAGCUGUGUGGGCUAAUAUAGUGAAAACGUUUGCCUUGGGGUAAGUUGAGCCAUUGGUUGAUCCAAUGGUAAGUUGAGCAAAUGUAAUUGUUUUCUUGACAGGUUUAAUGCAAUGCAUUAACAACAGGGCCUGGUCUAUGUUAAUGUAUUUGUUAGGUGUUAAGCCUGUGUUAAAAUAUGCUCCAAACGAUUACUAGACAAAAAAGAGCUAUGGUGAUUGUGUUUAUGUUCGGGAAAUAAACAUAGACUUGGUUUUAAAAAGGUAAUUCAAUAAAGACAUUUGAAACUGGCUUAACACACUGUCCCCGUGGCUCAACCCACCCCAUACCUGGUGUAAAUGGCUCAGUUGGUAGAGCAUGGUGUUUGCAACGCCAGGGUUGUGGGUUCAAUUCCCACAGGGGACCAGUACGGGAAAAAAAUGAAUGAAAUGUAUGCAUUCACUACUGUAGGUCGCUCUGGAUAAGAGCGUCUGCUAAAUGACUAAAAUGUAAAUGUAAAUUGUACCGAGAGACCACAUUGUUUGGACAAGCUAUGUUUUGGAAACUGUAAUGUUUACAUUAAUUCUUAUUAUUUCCAGGGAUACACAACAUCCUAAAAUAUAUGUAGAUAUCUUUGUUAGUUAGAACACUACUGUAUAUUUCCCUUGCCGGAGUGAUGCGGAAUGUAAAGAAAUUCUCAACUUAUCCCGCUCUCCCCUACUUUCAGUCAGAGUGACUGUUGUUGAAUUUCCUCCAGUGUUAUAUUGUACCCAGCCUGUAAGAGUAAAAUUAACUAUGUACAGUAUAUUAGUAUAAUGAAUUCUAUGAUAAAGACUAUUACAUUGUAAUGUAAUGUAUAUGUUAUGGAAAAGUAUCUUGGGAAUGGUUGUAGUACAUAUCUCUAGGACCGCUGUAGUUUUGGAACAGUAUUAGAAUGCUAUUGCCCACAAAUCUAAAAUGCACCCAUUAAGUAUUUUUUGUUGUUUUGUGUGGUGUAAAAUGAUUAGAACAUGACUUUGCUACCAUCACAACACAUCAACUUCAUAGUUUUGUUUGCAGGAUGGUUUCUCACCACGAGACAACACAUUCCACCGUGUGUUCUUUAUGUCUGUAUCUGCACCCAGCAUCUUUACGAAAGGGUUAUAAUACAAAACGUGCCUAACAAGUAAACAUGUUCAUUCAUGAAGAGAAGAAAAAUGACUACAAGUUUGUCCCAUAUGGCACCCUAUACCCUAUAUAGUGCACUACUUUUGACCAGAGCCCUAUGGGCCCUUGUCAAAAAGUAGUGCACUAUAUGGGGAAUAGGGUGCAAUUUGGGCACGGAGCAUAUGUAAAUACUAACGGUGUACAUGGAGUGGAUGUUAUUGCUCAUGAUAGCACAAACAAAUGAGAUGUACAUGGGCUAUGUAUACAGUUUAUGUCUUGUCUUAAAAAAAAUGACGGUUGAAUUAUUAAUAAAAAAAAACAUGACGGAA
Salmo salar (Atlantic salmon) is the source of this 6448-nucleotide messenger RNA. RefSeq names its product solute carrier family 71 member 1. Gene Ontology annotation, cellular component: membrane. The record is from RefSeq and is a predicted model, not a curated record. Lineage: Eukaryota; Metazoa; Chordata; Actinopteri; Salmoniformes; Salmonidae. Gene Ontology annotation, biological process: transmembrane transport. Gene Ontology annotation, molecular function: transmembrane transporter activity.